Lemur catta (Ring-tailed lemur) is the source of this 2317-nucleotide messenger RNA. RefSeq names its product PYM homolog 1, exon junction complex associated factor (gene PYM1). The transcript has 4 exons. Gene Ontology annotation, cellular component: cytoplasm; exon-exon junction complex. The coding region runs from base 1203 to 1859 and encodes 218 amino acids. The record is from RefSeq and is a predicted model, not a curated record. Gene Ontology annotation, biological process: exon-exon junction complex disassembly. NCBI's taxonomy places the organism in Eukaryota, Metazoa, Chordata, Mammalia, Primates, Lemuridae. Gene Ontology annotation, molecular function: RNA binding.
UAUUGCCCAGGCUGGGCUCAAGCAAUCUUCCUGACUUAUCCUCCCAAGCUGCUGGGAUUACAGAUGCAAACUACUGCACCUAGCUACCUAGUCUUUAAAGUCAAGUCCCUGAGCUUUCCUGAUUUCCUAUCACCUUCUCCCAUUAAAUGCGAUGUGAUUAUUUAUUCCUUUGAAAUCUCUUAUAAGUAUUUAUCCGUGUCUCUUAUGAUACUUGUGACAUUUUUACUUUUGUAUUCUUUGCUUGCCUAAUGUGCCUACCUCUUCCUUUCUUAGACUGUAAAUUUCUUAAAAGUAGGGGACCAUCUUGCUCAUCUUGAUAAUUCUUGUAGCACUUAGUAUAGUACUUUUCUCAUUAGAGCCUUUCAAUAAAUGUUUAUUAUAUUUAAUUAAUUUGUACUCUGGCUUCUGACCACUCCACUUUCCUGAGACUAUAUUCUUAGAGAUAACCAGGGAUUUCCAAAUUGCCAAUAUCAGUAACCUUUUUCUCAGUUCCCCUUUUCUUGAGCUCUCUGCAGUAGUAAAUAGUGUUAUCACCUGCCCCCUUAAAACAGUAUUUAAUACUGUUAAUCACCUGCUCUUACUUAAAACUCUUGUUCUCCACAGCAUAGCACUGUCCUAAUUCUCCAUUCCUAUGAAUCAUUUCCUGUCAUUGCUGGUACCUUUUCCCAGAGGGAAAUGAUCAUGACCAUUUUUCCAGGGUCAUUCCUCCAACUCUGAUCUUCUCUUUUUAUAUUUUCUCUAUGUUGGAAACCACAUCUAGGUCUUAUCAUUGUUGGCCCUGAGGUCAUUCUUAGACUAGGAUCUGUGACUCCGAUCUCUUUUCUUACUUGAAGCAGGUCCUGGGGACUCAACACAUCUUUAACAGUCACUUCCCCUAGUUCCUUGGAGUUCUCCCAAGCCUUGCAGUAUUGUCUCUUCACUGUCUUUCAGCAAGCAACCCCUGAAAACGAGGCCCUUUUCAGUUUAAGGGUUUUUAUUGCUAAUAGAUAUAAGGAAACAGAUUGAGGAUUAUAAAACAGCAAAAGUGGGAAAAUAACAAAGCUUAAAAAAUUCUUAUAGAUAUUAUCUGAAAGUCCUGAUAUUCUGCCCUUGGUUUUUAUUUCUAGGGGUAGGACCCAUCAAAUCUCUCCCUUCUUUUUGACUUCACCUUUGGAUACCAUCAAGGCCAGAGGAUGGAACAAAGAUAACAUAAAAUAGAAUGUAUGCUACAAGAAGGCAGGAACCUUGCUUGUUUUAUUCAUUGUUGUAUCCCUAGCUCCUGUUACAGUGCCUGGCACAACAGCAAGUACAUUGCUUCAACACAGAGACCUGACGGGACCUGGCGCAAGCAACGGAGGGUGAAAGAAGGCUAUGUGCCCCAGGAGGAGGUCCCAGUGUAUGAGAAUAAAUAUGUGAAGUUUUUCAAGAGUAAACCAGAAUUGCCCCCAGGGCUGAGCCUUGAGGCCACUGUUCCUGUCACCCCAUCCAGGCCUGAAGGUGGUGAACCAGGCCUUUCCAAGACAGCCAAACGCAACCUGAAGCGAAAGGAGAAGAGGCGGCAGCAGCAAGAGAAAGGAGAGGCAGAGGCCUUGAGCCGGACUCUUGAUAAGGUGUCCCUGGGAGAGACAGCUCAACUUCCCGGUGCUUCACAGGGCUCCCGGCCAGCCCCUACAGCCACCUCUGACCAGCCUGACUCAGCUAACACCACCGAGAAAGCCAAGAAGAUAAAGAACCUAAAGAAGAAACUUCGGCAAGUGGAAGAGCUGCAGCAACGGAUCCAGGCAGGGGAAGUCAGCCAGCCCAGCAAAGAGCAGCUGGAGAAGCUAGCAAGGAGGAGGGCGCUGGAAGAGGAGUUAGAGGACUUGGAGCUAGGCCUGUGAGGCCUUUGGGAAAUAGGAAAUGGACUGCAGAACAAACCAUGGGGUUCUCUGGGGCUGGCAGGAUGUGGACGGCAGCAGUCAGGAGGGGUAGCCCCCAUACUGGCUCACUUCCACCUCUUGCAGCCCAACUUUGUCCUCCAGAGCCUGACCUCUCCCUCAUUCCUUCUCUUUUCUCCCCAGCUCCUAUUUUUUGGACUUGCCCUCUCCUAUCCCCAGUGUUCAAAAUCUCAGUGACUACCCCAGGUAUCUUUGCUGCUGAUUUGGGUUUCUUGUUUAAAAGAAAAUCGGGUGGGUGGGAAUCUCUCAGAGAACUAAGGUUGAGGGUAGAGGGAGUAUGCCCAAGUCUUGGAGGCUUGGUUCCUGUUCACAGUGUUCAUGGGUUAUUUCCCUCUCCGUCCCUCACCUUUUUUUUUUUUUUUUAUUUUUUAAAGAACAAGAAUAAACUCAAGUAGACAACA